Messenger RNA from Scomber japonicus (chub mackerel), 2655 nucleotides. RefSeq names its product core histone macro-H2A.1. The record is from RefSeq and is a predicted model, not a curated record. The transcript is spliced from 9 exons. Lineage: Eukaryota; Metazoa; Chordata; Actinopteri; Scombriformes; Scombridae. Gene Ontology annotation, molecular function: structural constituent of chromatin; protein heterodimerization activity; DNA binding. Gene Ontology annotation, cellular component: nucleosome. Bases 154 to 1263 code for a protein of 369 amino acids.
CUUUGCUCCGCGGGCAACGCUGGCGCUCGCCGAUAUUUCCAGCUCGCUGUGGAUUGUGGGAGAGACGAGGACACUGCCCGAGCUUGUUACCGGAGACAUUUUUUUUUCGCCGUGCCCUGCAUUUAGCCUGACACUGGUAGCUGUCUCAGAAUCAUGUCCAGCCGAGGAGGAAAGAAGAAGUCGACUAAGACGUCCCGGUCCACCAAGGCCGGGGUCAUCUUCCCUGUGGGGCGCAUGCUGCGCUACAUCAAGAGGGGCCUGCCUAAAUACCGCAUAGGAGUGGGAGCGCCUGUCUACCUGGCUGCUGUCCUUGAGUAUCUUACUGCGGAAAUCCUGGAAUUGGCGGGGAAUGCUGCCAGAGACAACAAGAAGGGUCGCGUCACACCACGACACAUCCUGCUGGCCAUUGCCAACGAUGAGGAGUUAAACCAGUUGCUGAAAGGUGUGACCAUCGCAGCAGGCGGAGUCCUGCCCAACAUCCAUCCAGAGCUGCUGGCUAAGAAGAGAGGCGCAAAGGGCAAACUGGAAACACCCGUCUCACCGGCCCCUGAGAAGAAACCCAAGCCGGUUAAGAAAACAGUGGCUAACAAAAUGAGUGGGAAAAAGGCAGGAGGGAAGGCGAAGAAACAGGGUGAGGUGAGCAAGGCGGCAUCGGCAGACAGCACUACAGAGGGAUCUCCAACCGACAGCUUCACCGUGCUCUCAACCAAGAGCCUCUUCCUGGGUCAGAAGCUCAACCUUAUCCACAGCGAGGUCAGUAACUUGGCUGGCUUUGACGUGGAGGGGGUCAUCAACCCCACCAAUGCUGAACUUGAACUUAAAGAUGAUCUAGGCUCUGCUUUGGAAAAGAAGGGAGGGAAGGAGUUCACUGAAGCGCUGCAGGAGCUGAAGAAGAAAAAUGGCCCUCUAGAGGUGGCUGGUGCUGUGUUGACCGGAGGUUUUGGUCUUCCCGCCAAGUACGUCAUCCACUGUAACAGUCCAGGCUGGGGCUCCGACAAGUGUGAGGAGCUGCUGGACAAGACAGUGAAGAACUGCCUGGCUCUCGCUGACGAGAAGAAACUCAAAUCUGUGGCCUUCCCCUCUAUUGGUAGUGGAAGAAACGGUUUCCCAAAGCAGACGGCGGCCCAGCUGAUCCUCAAGGCCAUCUCCACCUACUUUGUGGCCACCAUGUCUUCCACCAUCAAGACCGUCUACUUCGUGCUAUUUGACAGUGAGAGCAUCGGGAUCUACGUGCAGGAAAUGGCCAAGCUGGAGACGAGCUAAAAGAGUCUGAAGUAUCCUUGUCCUUUUCCCCAACCAUUUUUUUCCUGCAAGGAAAUAGGAAGGUGUUUACUAGUGAUUUGUUUAAAAAAAAAUGGAGAGAAGAAGAAUCUUUCUUAAGGCCGGGAACUUGUUUUUGCAUUAUGUUUGUAUUUUUUCCUAUAUUGUUUUUAAUUUCUUAUUUACUUGUCACCUCUGACGUUUAAAUGUAGAAGUACACUGUUCAUUCUGCGGUCUUUUAAUACAAAACAGUGCCACACAAAACAGAUUCAACAGAGUGAGAAGACUCACUUUAAGAUUUAAUUUUCAUGAUAUAUAUAAAAGAUGUUAUGAGAGAUAGCUACUCCUCAAUUACAAGGCUUCCAGAGAAGUCCGAUGAAUACGGGUUAAUGCAUGUAAUGGCAGUAAAAGGCAGUAAAAAUAACUGUUCACUUUCUUUUGAUCUCAGUAACACAAGACACUUAAUUGAGUGUAUUUUUGGUAUGAAUUCAUGGUUUUGGAACAUCUCUGUUGUUAAUAGUACUGUAUAAUGAAAAAGUAAUGCAUACAGAAGAGUUCAGUUUGCUCUACUUUGGUCUUCUGGAGACUAAUAUGACAAAGUGUUUUUGUUUUUGUGUUGUGUGUUGCAUUUGUUUCCUUUUUGUCCUGCAGAGACCCUGAACUCCCAAAAUAAUUUUAAUCAAUUGAAAAGAGAGAAAACAAGUUCUAAAUUCCCAUAUACAAGUACUCAUCCUGGUACUAACAUUAAGAAACAGUUUACACUGUCACCUGAACAUUCGUUGGUUGUUAUUUACAGGAAAGUAAAUCAAUUUAUGACAAAAAAAUGUAUAAUUUGUGUUUUUUUGCAGGGCACUAAUGGUUUAUAUUGUGUGUUUCUAUCAGUGUUUAUAUAGAUGGAGUAUUCGUGAAAACUUAUAGUAAAAUAUUGGACUGUAACAGAGAUUUUUAUUUUCUAUUUUAAUUUUCACACAGAUUCUAAAAAGGCACAGUUGAUUUGGGAAGAAAAAAGAAAAAUGUAAGAGAUUGUUCUUUAGUGUGUUUUGUCUUUGUUAAGCCAUAAAACAGCUGGAAGUGGAGGCUCUCUGCUGCUGCUUUGGGUUGUUCUUUCACCACUAGAUGGCUCCCUAUUAUCAAGAAUUGGAUUUUUUUUUUUUCAUCUCAGCCAUUUUCUGUGCAGCAGCAGGCCUCUUCACACAGACGCUGGUCGAUUUGAGUUUGAUUUGAAUUGGGACUGACGGACGUAUACAAGGAACCGGACUGCUCUGCUGCAUUUGGACUUUUCAACAGCCUAACUUUCUUAUGAAAAAAAAAGAAAAUUUCUAAAGAAUUGCUACAAUUGAUGAUUCUACAAAAAAGUCUGUACACACUCCGGUAAUAAAAUACCUUUAAAAACUU